AUGAAUUUAUCAAAACCCUCUUCGUCGACUGUUGAUGCUCCAGGAUUGUUAUAUGCAAGUUUCAAUCAAGACUUUGGGUGUUUUGCCGCAGGUCUGGAUGGUGGGUUUCGGAUAUUUAACUGUGAUCCUUUUAAGGAGAAAAUGCGCAGAGACUUCCCGGACGGUGGCAUUUCCAUAGUAGAAAUGUUGUUUCGUUGUAAUUACCUUGCGUUAGUGGGUGGAGGCAAGAACCCCAAGUAUUCACCGACUAAAGUCGUAAUUUGGGAUGAUUCGAAAAAUAAAUCGAUUUUUGAGCUGGAAUUUAGGAACGAAGUCAAAAAUGUCAAAUUAAGACGAGACAGGAUUGUUGUAGUGUUACCAAAUAAAGUUCACGUUUAUCAAUUCAGUCUUACACCCCAAAAACUUCACACUUUCGAAACAAUAGACAAUGAAAAAGGUCUCGUUGCCCUUUCAUCAUCAAAAAAUCGUGCUAUCCUCGCAUUUCCUGGUCGUCAAAAAGGACACAUUCAGAUUGUAGAUCUACCCAUUGCCGUUGUCCCAGAUAGCACCAACACCCUGCAAGAUUGUCGAAAUUCAUUCCCACCGCCUGCUGAAUACAAUGAACAGCCUCCACGAUCUAAACAGCGAAAAUCGAGUACUGCAAAGAUAAAUCCAUAUCCUGUCUCUCCCGGAAGCACUGUGCCGACCGCGAGUAUCAACAUUAUUCCUGCUCACACUGGAAAAUUAAGUUGCAUAGCUUUGAAUGAGGAUGGAAAGAAAUGUGCAAGUGCUAGUGAAAAGGGAACGUUGAUAAGAGUAUUCGAAACAUCAACGGGAAAGUUAUUGAAUGAACUACGAAGAGGUGCCGAUCGUGCAGAGAUAUAUAGCAUUAGUUUUAAUCCAGACUCCACGCGACUCUGUGUAUCCUCUGAUAAGAGCACUGUGCACGUAUUUAACCUGGAUGCUGUACCCGAUCGCGAAAGUGGUCAUAAUAAUGGUGGUGCUUACUACGGAGAAAUCACAAACAAACAACCAACUCCUCCAUCACCCAGUGGAAAUCGACAAUCCAGUCUAUCAUUUAUGAAAGACCUAUUGCCAAAAUACUUUUCUUCGGAAUGGUCAUUUGCGCAAUUCAAAGUGGCUGCAGAUUGCCGAUGUAUCUGUGGGUUUGGACAAGAGAAUACCAUUAUGGUAAUUUGCGCCGACGGAAGUUUCCAUAGUUUUCAUUUUGAUCCAAAAAAAGGAGGCGAAUACGCACACGAUAAGGAGAAAUUCUUAAAGGAUAAUGACAAAUGA
Molecule: messenger RNA, 1275 nt
Organism: Ambispora gerdemannii
Lineage: Eukaryota; Fungi; Glomeromycota; Glomeromycetes; Archaeosporales; Ambisporaceae
Source: the annotation of a GenBank genome assembly